Penicillium longicatenatum is the source of this 840-nucleotide messenger RNA. RefSeq lists its product as uncharacterized. The record is from RefSeq and is a predicted model, not a curated record. Bases 1 to 840 code for a protein of 279 amino acids. Lineage: Eukaryota; Fungi; Ascomycota; Eurotiomycetes; Eurotiales; Aspergillaceae. The transcript has 2 exons.
AUGUUUCUCAUCGCUAUUAUUUUCAUGUCCUACCUGGCCCCGUAUGUGGCUGCUAGCAAGGGCGCAGGGCCUUAUCAGACUAUGUAUAUGUGGUAUGCGUACCGCAUGGAUAUCGAGGCCUUUGGCGCACGACCAGAGAUGAUCGCACCCAAUUGCUUCGGCUCCGUCCCCGACGGCACCUGCUACUUGGACGAGUUCAUCAAGCACCUCCAGAGAGAUGGACAUGAGCUUCCCGAAGGCCAAGACACCACGGCUGGAAAGUAUUUCUAUCCUGACGCCGUCGAUAUGGCCGACGAAAUCGGCAAAUUACAGGUCUCGGACGGAAAGGGCGGAACUAAAGACUUCAUCCCCAACCAAGACCCCGAAAAAAUUUUGCCAGGCGCUUUCACGGAGCCGAACCCGCGAAUCGCCGACGUCAUGAGCAAAAUCACUGAUAAGAUGCAGGCUGCCCGUCGCCAUCUUGGCGAUGAUGCAGUCAAGGACGGUCUCGCAGAGGCACGCAAUGCCAUUCAGGGCGCACAUGAGGGACGCCUGGCCGAAAACGGCCAGGAAUUUAUCGACGAGGUCAAUGACUACCUCCACAAUGAGAAAAACUGGUCAGGCUCUGUGGACGUUAAGAAUCCGACGGCGAUUGAUGGAUCAACGUACCUAGAUAUCGAUAUCGACUUGACAAAAUCGAAGGAUCCUCAAUUUUCUUCUUAUUGGGAUGACUUCCAGACGUGGCUGAUGCAGCAAAAGAGGACUAAGAAGACAAAGUCGGGUCGAGUCCGUAUGCAUUUUGAAGCCGCUGCAGGCACUCAGCAGAUAUCGGCUCGUGCUUUCGGGGGAAAUGACUGUUAG